Malaya genurostris is the source of this 2700-nucleotide messenger RNA. RefSeq names its product chitooligosaccharidolytic beta-N-acetylglucosaminidase (gene Hexo2). The transcript is spliced from 3 exons. Gene Ontology annotation, cellular component: membrane. Gene Ontology annotation, molecular function: beta-N-acetylhexosaminidase activity. The coding region runs from base 474 to 2345 and encodes 623 amino acids. The record is from RefSeq and is a predicted model, not a curated record. Gene Ontology annotation, biological process: carbohydrate metabolic process; glycosaminoglycan metabolic process; ganglioside catabolic process. Lineage: Eukaryota; Metazoa; Arthropoda; Insecta; Diptera; Culicidae.
UAAUUUUUUUUUAACAAUUGGUUCUCGAUCAUUCACACGACUGAUUUCAUUCAUUAUUUCAUUAACUGCGUAUAAUUUCUGACCGAAAAAGAAUGGUAUUCAUAUUAUCGUUAGUUUACCAGUUUUACUUCUAUUGCUCACUUUCUCGAUGUACAAAUAUGAAGUAGCACUGUUACUUACGCAUGUGUAGAUUGUACGAGUAUAAUUAAUUGGCUGAAUUUAUAACUACCCAGCCGUGAGUGCAUUUCUCUCAGCUCUUGCUGUGCGCUUUAAUGAGCACGACGUACGAUAACUAUAUUGAACAUUGCGAUUGUUUUUUUUUUUUUUCAUAUUUUGGCCGAUACUGUCUAUUUGUGACUUUUGUGUAUUUGUUGGGCCAACAAUGAAAUAUAACUUAUGCGCAACUUUCACUGAUAAAUGUAGAACUCGCCAAAUAAUUUUAGACUCCUAAAAACCAUUACAACUUUCCACACAUGAUGCUAUUAAUGAACAGUGGCAGCAAUAAAAGGCAAGCUAACCCAUUGAAUUCAGUUCAAUUUUACGCUACAAUGAGAACAGUCACUUCGGAAGCAAGCCUCCUGCUGGUGAUUAUCGCGGUUUUAUCAAACUGUGUGAUAUGUACGUUCGGCGCAAGUGAUUCGCUCUACAAGUUUCAAUGCAUUAAAGGCAAGUGCAUCAGAAAGCAUCGUGGGAGUUUAACCGAAAAUGAGAAAUAUUUCGAUACCAUAAACGAAUGUAUGUUACUUUGUGAUCAGUAUGGAUCAUUGUGGCCAAUACCUACUGGACCACUGCGACUGGAACGAGAAACAAAAGAAAUUGUUCCAGCGAAUAUAGUUUUCGAUUAUUCCAAUAGUCCCAACGAUGCCGAAGUAAGAUCAUACUUGAAUCACACGCAACGAAUUUUUGUGAAAACACUGUUGGAGGAAUGUGAACGCAAUUGUAGUCACAAUGCACCAACAAACGUCUUCGUCUCUGUCAAGGUUCGUAUUGGCGAGACUUCUCUUUCGUGGACGACAAACGAGUCUUAUGAAUUGCACAUAGGAACUUAUGAAGAUAAUGUAGAGGUUAUCGUAAUCGCGCAGACUAUUUUCGGUGCACGUCAUGCCUUGGAAACUUUAAGCCAACUAGUAACACCAAAAUCUUAUUCCGAUGGGAAUUGUUUGCUAAUAAUAUCUGCGGCACACAUAAGUGACGCGCCUGUUUAUUCACAUCGUGGAUUUUUACUGGACACCGCCAGGAACUUCAUACCAAUGAACGCCAUCAAAAGACAAAUUGAUGGCAUGGCUUCAGUAAAACUGAAUGUUCUACACUGGCAUGUUACAGAUUCUCAAAGUUUCCCACUGGAAUUAGUUAGCUUACCACUGGUAACGACGUAUGGAGCAUAUUCAGAUAAAGAAGUUUACAGUCAACAAGAUGUCCGUGAAAUUGUAAGCUAUGCCAAACAUCGUGGAGUGCGAGUGAUAUUGGAAUUCGAUGCUCCUGCUCAUGCCGGAAACGGUUGGCAAUGGGCUCCCUCGGCCGGUUUAGGAAAUUUAUCGGUUUGUAUAAAUGAACAACCAUGGCGAAAACUUUGCAUUGAACCUCCAUGUGGCCAACUGAACCCAGCAAAUCCAAACCUUUAUACGGUACUACAAAAAGUAUACAGCGAGUUUGCUAAUCUAAUUCCACCAGGAGAAAUACUGCACAUGGGUGGUGAUGAAGUGUUUUUCGGUUGCUGGAAUGCUACUCAGGAAAUUGUUGACCACUUGGGAAAAAAUGGCAAAGGUCGAGAAACGAAAGAUUUUCUGGAUUUAUGGGCAGAAUUUCAAAACAAUGUUCUGCAACUGUGGGAUCGGACUCGUCCAAAUGAAAUCCACUCACCCACUGUUUUAUGGUCCAGCCAUUUAACCGAUCCAAACGUAAUUGAACAGUAUUUAUCGAACGAUCGGUAUAUCAUACAAACAUGGGUAGAAGGCAACCAGGAUUUACCUAAGCAGCUGCUGCAGAAAGGUUAUCGAUUGAUAAUUUCAACUAAAAAUGCUUGGUACUUUGAUCAUGGGUUCUGGGGUAUCACGAGUUACUAUAAUUGGAAAAAAGUCUACAAUAAUAGAAUCCUAAACAAUACCUUAGUCCUGGGGGGAGAAGCUUGUGUUUGGACAGAAUUCAUAGACGAGUAUUCAUUAGAUUCUCGCACCUGGCCACGAUUGGCAGCAGUCGGAGAGCGCUUGUGGACAAAUCCAACGAUCGAUGCAUCCAAGGUGGAAGGGCGAUUCAAUCGCCAACGUCGCCGUCUCAUAACGCGUGGUUUGAGUCCCGAAGCAGUAACGCCUAAUUGGUGUGAGCAAAAUGAAGGAGAAUGCCAGUAAAAAUCAAACUAGAUUUAGCCGCAAAACUUUCGAACAUCAUCGGUCCAAUAAGAAUAUUGACGCAAUGACCGAACAUUGAGAAACGCAAAAGUUUGCGUUCCGUGACAGGCCGAACUGUCAUUUUGGUGUUAUUUUUAUUUAUCUUCAUGAUUUUCAUAUAGAAAUAGAUUGUAUUUUCAGUUUGUUUGAAUUACUUUCGGAAAUUCUUUUUUGUAAAUAAUCACGGUCUAAGCUUCUAAAUGUAAAACAAGAAAACGUAGGCUAGGAUGAAAAUCGUCAAAUACACGGCGACCGUUUGUUAACUUGAACAGGUUUUCCUGAUUGUAAUUGAAAUUCCUUGAGUGCUUAAUCUUUA